AUGUACAAUAGUGUCCAUAGGUUCGUAUCUUUUCUAGAAAGAGAAGAGCAGGAAAGACUCUAUGCUGAAAAAAUGUUUGAAAAUUUUGAAUCAUUGGGAAAUUCUCUAACAAAGAUGUUUAAGGAACGCAAGGACAAAGAUGUGUACCUCCAGGAGACUGUUGCAAGACCGAGACAAGAGAUAAACAAAAAGUUUGAGAAGCUCCUAUAUCUCUUAACAAUGACAUGCAAUGAAAGCAGUGUACCGCUGUGUGUUGAGAUUAAAAAUGCCCAAGACGAAUUUGGAAUUACAUUUAAAGAUCUUUUGUAG
Molecule: messenger RNA, 309 nt
Organism: Phycomyces blakesleeanus NRRL 1555(-)
Lineage: Eukaryota; Fungi; Mucoromycota; Mucoromycetes; Mucorales; Phycomycetaceae
Exons: 5
Coding region: 1-309 (102 amino acids)
Source: RefSeq, a predicted model, not a curated record